This is a messenger RNA of Camelina sativa (false flax), 1011 nucleotides long. NCBI's taxonomy places the organism in Eukaryota, Viridiplantae, Streptophyta, Magnoliopsida, Brassicales, Brassicaceae. The record is from RefSeq and is a predicted model, not a curated record.
UUANGGGUCGUCGGUACACUUUUCGGAUCUCGUCGUGGACACGUGCAUUUCUCUAUCCAGAAAGAUCCUAACUCUCCACCGGCGUUUCUCAUCGAGCUCGCUACUCCGAUUAGUGGGUUGGUUAAAGAGAUGGCUUCGGGACUCGUCAGAAUCGCUCUGGAGUGUGAUAAAGGGAAAGAGGAAGACGAAGGAGAAGAAGAAAAAAUCAAAACUUUACGUCACGGCGGAGGAGACAAGACGAAGACGGCGACGGCGACGGCGAUUUCACGGCGGUUGGUUGAGGAGCCGAUGUGGAGGACUUAUUGUAACGGGAAAAAGUGUGGAUUCGCGACGAGGAGAGAGUGUGGUGAGAAGGAGAAAAAGGUUUUGAAAGCGCUUGAGAUGGUUUCUAUGGGCGCCGGAGUUUUACCGGAGACGGAGGAGACAGGCGGCGACGGUGGAGGAGAUGUGAUGUAUAUGAGAGCGAAGUUUGAGAGAAUCGUUGGAUCGCGUGACUCCGAAGCUUUCUAUAUGAUGAAUCCUGAUAGUAAUGGAGCUCCUGAGCUUAGUAUCUAUCUACUCAGAAUCUGAUGAAGAAGACGAAGGAGAUGACCAAAGCCUCGUCAUCGAAAAGAAUGUUUAUGGUUUAAGUGAGAUUUUCCGGUUGAAUUACUUAAUUAGUCGGUUAAGUGAGAUUUUCUGGUUUAAUUACUUAAUUAGUCGGUUAAGUGGGUAAGUGAGUCGAUGUCUAAUACUUAAAAAAUCGAAAACGACGUAUCUCUAUAUUAUUAUUGCAAAUUCGGAUUAGAUGUGAAUGUGAUCGAUUUGAUCGAUUGAAUCGAUCUCAUGGUUAUUAGAUCAGGGGUUUUAAUUUUUGGGGGAGGGGUUUAGAAUUUGGUAUAUGGGAUAUGGAGAGGACGACUACUUGUAAAUGUAUAAAUUUCGUUUUUUUAAUUAAAAUCUGUAAUCUUUUCUUGUUGUUUUCUAAAUCAAAUGUCAUAAUUGGGGCACCGAGCCUUGUUAGAAUCGUAA